This is a messenger RNA of Mya arenaria, 1215 nucleotides long. RefSeq names its product HHIP-like protein 1. NCBI's taxonomy places the organism in Eukaryota, Metazoa, Mollusca, Bivalvia, Myida, Myidae. The transcript is spliced from 6 exons. Bases 1 to 1215 code for a protein of 404 amino acids. The record is from RefSeq and is a predicted model, not a curated record.
AUGCGGUCCGCUCGUGAACUACUACAUGACUUCCAUCAAUGCAUCCAGAACGCUCGAAGGCAUGCUUUUAGCGGAAUCAGUAAAAAUAAAAACGCAACGGAUUUCUGUGAAAAGGUGUCGUUGAACACUUUCGGAGAAUACUGCUAUCCUGACUUGUUGACGAGUCCAGCGGUUUGGACUCCAACAAAGGAGGAUGAAAUCACAAACGGAAGCUGCGUUUGUUUUGAGUCAUUUCUGGACAUUAAUCUGGCACAAGCGGUGUUCAUCACGCACGCCGGAGACGGGUCCGGUCGUCUGUUCGUUGUUGAAACGAUCGGCCGUGUGUGGGUGGUCUACCCAAAUGAAACACGUCUUGCCAAUCCAUUUGUUAACAUUGAGCGUGAUGUUAGUAUAGCCAGAAAUCGUACAGGAGACGAGAGAGGCCUUCAGUCCAUUACAUUUCAUCCAAACUACAAACAAAACAGACGGUUCUAUCUGUGUUACACAACUUUCCUAUCCCAACAAGAGAACACUGUCGGAGUUUUGAGUUCUGAGUUUCGAGUUGCUGAGCUCCGAUUGUUGUUUGCGGAUGAUGGCUUCCUGUACAUAUCGGUCGGAGAAUCUGGACUACAGGACAAUCAGCCGGGCGGGGACCCUUUACGGUUAAGCUUCCAAGGAAAGAUUCUGCGCAUCGACGUCGACAAAGAAGACCCUGUUCGUAUGACGGCCUACAGCAUUCCACCAGACAACCCCUUCGCGGACGGUGUAGCAGCAUUACCGGAAAUAUACGCAUGGGGCUUAAGAAAUCCUUAUGCACUCAGCAUGGAUACGGGGGAUUCAUUAACAGGGGCUGGAAGAGGUAGAUUGUUCUGUGGCGAUGUAGGGGAAUCUAAAGUGGAAGAAGUGGACCUCAUAGUCAAGGCAGCUAACUACGGAUGGAACCUCAAAGAAGGAUCUUUAGACUUCUGUUCAGACUGCCCAUGGGUACAACCACACGUUUCCUUUGCUGGCGUCAUUGGAGGCCACGUUUAUCGAGGCUGCCUUAGUCCAAACUGGCAGGGAUUAUACAUACAUGGCGACUUCAUUCCGGCACUGGGGUUGCAUCAAAUGUUUGAUGUAUUGCGUUCUAAAGGUGCAGGAAGGUAUCGACUUUUCUGUGGGGAUAUAGGAGAAUCUAGAGUCGAAAAGGUGGACCUCAUUGUCAAUGGAGCAAACUACGGGUGGAAUGAUCUUUAG